Molecule: messenger RNA, 688 nt
Organism: Plutella xylostella (diamondback moth)
Lineage: Eukaryota; Metazoa; Arthropoda; Insecta; Lepidoptera; Plutellidae
Source: RefSeq, a predicted model, not a curated record
UAAGGUGCAUGGGAGCUGGGGACCAGCACAGACGCACUCCAGCCAGGCUCCAAGCAGUCGCUCAGCAGCUGAUAUCAGUCCAGCCGACCCCUCGCAAGAUGUACGCCAAGCUCGCUCUCGCCGCCCUCGUGGUCGUGUCCGUGGUCGCCACCCCCGUGCCCGGAGGACACCACACCAAGCACGUGAAGAUCCACGUGCCCUACAAGGUGCACACGGUGCAUCACCACCACGUGUCCAAGGUGCAUGUCCCGGUCCACGUGCCCGUGGUCAAGGAGGUGCCCGUCUACAAGGAGGUGCCCGUCAUCAAGCACGUGCCUGUUGAGGUGAUCAAGCACGUGCACGUGCCAGUGUACAAGAAGGUGGAGGUGGAGAAGCUGGUCCACGUGCCCGUGCCAGUGCACCACGAGCACCACGACCACCACGAGCACCAGGGCUGGGAGGGCGAGGCGCUGUCGCACGGCUGGAACUGAACGGGUCCUCGAGAAUCUAGGUCUAGGUUAUAUGUAGGUAGUUAAUUGUAAAUAAUAAAAAAACCCACAUCGCCGCAAAUCAAGAAGCAUCAUCACCGUCAUCAUAUUGAUGAGGAGCCAUUGAAGAUACUGUCGUCCAACGAAGAGUUUGUCAAGUUACCAUUACAUUAUUUAAAACCAAAGAAAUCAUCAAUAAAAAUGGGAUGUGUUAAAAAUUA